AUGGCACCAGCUGUGAAGCAAAUCACUAUUUUUGGCGCCACGGGGCUUCAGGGCAGCUCGGUGGUGCAUUCUUUGCUGAGGGACCAAACGUCCAAUUUUAAGGUUCGGGCCAUUACCCGAGAUCCUCUCUCUGACAAAAGUCAGGUCUUGCAGAGCUUGGGGGUGGAGGUCGUCAGGGCCGAUGGCUGGAGGGCCCAUGAGAUCCAGGAAGCCUGUUCAGGCUCCUGGGCGGCAUUUGUGAAUACCAACUCGGAUGAUCCGAUCUUUCAAAACCCGGACGGACCUACUGAAUUCGACUUGGGCAAAUCCAUUGUCGAUGGUAUCGUAGCAGCCAACGUAAGGAUCCUGGUUCUCAGCUCGAUGAGACCCGCAGCGGAAGCCACAGGAGGGAAGAUGCAUAUUAAGACCAUGGACAUGAAGGCUCGCAUCGAAGAGUAUGCCAGAGGAACGGGUUGUUUUGAUGCGGUCUGUUCCAUCCACGCCGGAUGGUACUAUGAGCUUUUUCUUUCCGACAUUAUGGCCCAGGUACACCAGGGGUUUCCAUACUACCCUGAUGCCGAGGGCUUCUUGAGUCUGCAUCUUCCCCGGUGGGGAGACAAUGACGCGGCUCCAUUUAUCGCCAUUGCGGAUGACUUUGGUGACCUGGUGCACGGAAUCCUGCUCGAUCCCCACAAAUGGAAGGACCAGAACAUUCAAGCUGUCAGUGAGGCUCGAUCGUUGGAAGAAUUCGUGGCCAUCUUCUCCAAAGCAACUGGGAAGAAAGCACGAUACGUGCCUUUGCCCUCAUGGAAGUCAUUGGGGGAGGGAGUUGCGGAGAUGGAGGACGCUCGGUUACUGUUUGCCUAUGGAGAGCUUACUGGGGGUCGUUAUUUCGGAGUGGAACCUUCGUCCACCGCUACAGCACGGAAACUGAAGAAACUAGCAGCGACUGCCCAGGGGAAAGACGGAGCCAGCGCGGAACUAACUUCAUUGGCCUCAUUCUUUGCCGCGAAUUUUGGCCCGAGCUCGAAAUAA
This is a messenger RNA of Aspergillus nomiae NRRL 13137, 1014 nucleotides long. Its product is annotated as putative hscarg dehydrogenase. The transcript is spliced from 4 exons. The record is from RefSeq and is a predicted model, not a curated record. The coding region runs from base 1 to 1014 and encodes 337 amino acids. Lineage: Eukaryota; Fungi; Ascomycota; Eurotiomycetes; Eurotiales; Aspergillaceae.